Molecule: messenger RNA, 1385 nt
Organism: Hyaena hyaena (striped hyena)
Lineage: Eukaryota; Metazoa; Chordata; Mammalia; Carnivora; Hyaenidae
Gene: RASSF9
Product: Ras association domain family member 9
Exons: 2
Coding region: 1-1308 (435 amino acids)
Biological process (GO): signal transduction
Source: RefSeq, a predicted model, not a curated record
AUGGCUCCCUUUGGAAGAAAUCUGCUGAAGACUCGGCAUAAAAACAGAUCUCCCACUAAAGACAUGGAUUCAGAAGAGAAGGAAAUUGUGGUUUGGGUUUGCCAAGAAGAGAAGAUUGUCUGUGGGCUAACUAAACGCACCACCUCUGCUGAUGUCAUCCAGGCUUUGCUUGAGGAACAUGAGGCUUCAUUUGGAGAGAAACGAUUUCUGCUGGGGAAGCCCAGUGAUUACUGCAUCAUAGAAAAGUGGAGAGGCUCAGAACGGGCUCUUCCUCCCCUAACUAGAAUCCUGAAGCUUUGGAAAGCUUGGGGAGAUGAGCAGCCCAAUAUGCAAUUUGUUUUGGUUAAAGCAGAUGCUUUCCUUCCAGUUCCAUUGUGGCGGACAGCAGAAGCCAAAUUAGUGCAAAACACCGAGAAAGUGUGGGAACUCAGUCCAGCAAAUUACAUGAAGACAUUACCACCAGAUAAACAAAAGAGAAUAGUCAGAAAAACUUUCCGGAAACUGGCUAAAAUUAAGCAGGACAUGGUGUCCCAUGAUCGAGACAGUAUGGAGACAUUAGUUCAUCUGAUUAUUUCCCAGGACCAUACCAUUCAUCAGCAGGUCAAGAGAAUGAAAGAGCUGGAUCUGGAAAUUGAAAAGUGUGAAGCGAAGUUCCAUCUCGAUAGGGUGGAAAAUGACGGAGAAAAUUAUGUCCAAGAUGCAUAUUUAAUGCCCAGUUUCAGUGAAGCCAAGCAAAAGCUGGACUUGCAUUCUGAUGAAAACCAGAUUCUAGACGACCUGACCGAAAGUGAUGGAAUUAUACAUCUGGAAGAGCAAUUAUCAUAUUACAGAAUGCUCAUUGAUAGGCUUUCUGCUGAAAUAGAAAAAGAGGUAAAAAGUGUUUGCACGGAGAUAAAUGAAGAUGCAGAAGGGGCAGCCGCAAGUGAACUUGAAAGCUCUAAUUUAGAAAAUGUUAAGUGUGAUUUGGAGAAAAGCAUGAAAGCCGGUUUGACAAUUCACUCUCACUUGAGUGGCAUCCAGAAAGAGAUUAAAUACACUGACUCAUUGCUUCAGAUGAAAGCAAAAGAAUAUGAAUUCCUGGCCAAAGAAUUCAGUUCACUUCAUCUUAGCAACAAAGAUGGAUGCCAGCUGAAGGAAAACAGAGGGAAGGAAUCCGAGGUCCCCAACAGCAGUGGGGAAGUUCCUUCCUUUACUCCAAGAGUACUUAACUUGUAUACAAAUGACACGGACUCAGACACUGGUAUCAGCUCGAACCAUAGUCAGGACUCGGAAACAACUGUAGGAGACGUGCUGCUACUGUCGACAUAAUUUGAAUGGCUUUCUGACCUGCUUCAAUGUCGUUCAUGGUUGCUUAAUAGAGAACCUUAUUUUAAACACACGUUCUG